AUGGGAGUUGACGUUGAUCACAACAUAUUUUGGGAAGGACAAACGUAUAAGGUCAAGGUGGUACAAGAAAUUAGUUCCAAUGAAAAAAUUAGAAAGCUGCUGCUAGAGACGAAGGAUACAAAGGUUUCAAGAAUCAAUCUUACUAGUCUUCCUGGCGGAUCUGAUGCAUUUGAACUUGCUGCAAAGUUCUGCUAUGGAGUGAACGUUGAGAUUUCCAUAUCAAACGUGGCGUUACUCAGAUGUGCAACCAGGUUCAUGAAAAUGACAGAAGAUAUCUCCGAGAAAAAUCUGGAAAUUCGUACUGAGGUAUUCCUUAAGGAUGCGGUAUUUUCAAACAUAUCUAACUUGAUAUCUGUUCUUCAUUGCUGUGAAACAUUACUACUGAUAUCUGAAGAAGUCAAUCUUGUUAGCCAGUUAACAAACCCAAUUGCAAACAAUGCCUGUAAAGAGCAGCUAACAUUUGGUUUGUCAAAGCUAGAGUAUAAUUUUUCACCCAAACCUGUUCAGUGCAUUGAUUCUGAGACACCAUCAGCCUGGUGUGGAAAAUCUCUCGCGGUGCUAAAUCUGGAUUUCUUUCAGAGAGUUCUAUCGAAAAGACAAAGGAUCAUCGUCGAAACAAUAGCUGGCUUACUACCAACACAAUCCAGGAAAAGCACAGUGCCAAUGGCUUUUCUUUCAAGUUUGUUAAAAUCUGCAAUAGUAGCAUCAACAUCGACUUCCUGCAGGUCUGAUCUAGAGAUGCGCAUUG
This is a messenger RNA of Capsicum annuum, 748 nucleotides long. RefSeq names its product BTB/POZ domain-containing protein SETH6-like. The record is from RefSeq and is a predicted model, not a curated record. The annotation marks the transcript as partial. The transcript is spliced from 3 exons. Lineage: Eukaryota; Viridiplantae; Streptophyta; Magnoliopsida; Solanales; Solanaceae.